This is a messenger RNA of Brachypodium distachyon (stiff brome), 677 nucleotides long. Its product is annotated as auxin-responsive protein SAUR36-like. The transcript has a single exon. Lineage: Eukaryota; Viridiplantae; Streptophyta; Magnoliopsida; Poales; Poaceae. Bases 147 to 563 code for a protein of 138 amino acids. Gene Ontology annotation, biological process: response to auxin. The record is from RefSeq and is a predicted model, not a curated record.
CGCAGCAAGAUCAUGGCCUUGUCCCCUGCCAAAUGCAAAUUGGUCAUAUGGCUAUGCCUAUAUAUUCAUGGACUAGCUAGAGACACCAUCAUAAACUAAGCAUCCCUGAGCAACAUACCUGAGACUAGAACCGAGAACGACAAGCCAUGAUCCAACCAAAGAAGCUUGCUCAGUUGGCGAGGAAGUGGCAGAGGGCCAAGACGACCGUCGCCGGAGAUGACGAAGUGUGUUGUGCGUCAUCAAAUGUCACAGAUAAGGGUCACUUCGUCGUGUACACUGCCGAAGGGAGGCGGUUUGAGGUCCCGCUGGUUUACCUCGGCACGACCAUCUUCCUUGAGCUACUAAGGAUGUCCCAGGAGGAGUUUGGGUACACAAGUGAUGGCAAGAUCACACUGCCCUUCAAUGCAAUGAUGAUGGAGUACAUCAUGUGCUUGCUCAGAAGAAACGCAUCAGAGGAAGUCGAGAGGGCGUUCCUGAGCUCUGUGGUGAUGCCAUGCCAGUAUUCAAGCUGUACGGUGUCAUCUGAGUUGCUGAACCAGCAACAUGCAGUUUGUAGCUCCUGAAGAUAUGCAGUUCUCCUUUUUUGCAUGUCUCGUCCAAUGUGAUGUAAAUAGCUCAACACAGAAGAAAAGAAAUGAAACUUUAGCAUGCAGCUUUUUGCAAGCGAUUUACUUUAA